GGGGCUGCCCGCUGCGCAGGCGCAGAAGCUCCUGCGUGUGGAAGCCGCGGCCCGGCGGGCGGGUAAAUAACAGAUGCGGGUAAAAGAUCCAUCAAAAGAUUUCCCUGAGAAAGGCAAACGAAAUAAGAGACCAUUACUACCUCAUGAUGAAGAUUCUUCAGACGACAUUGCUGUAGGGUUAACGUGCCCACACAUCAGCUAUGCUGUCAGCGUGAAUCAUGUGAAGAAGGCAGUGGCUGAGACUCUGUGGUCUGUUUGUUCUGAGUGUUUGAAAGAGAGAAGAUUCUGUGAUGGACAGCCAGUACUUCCUUCCGAUGUUUGGUUGUGCCUCAAGUGUGGCUUUCAGGGAUGCGGUAAAAACUCAGAAAGCCAGCAUUCACUGAGACACUUCAGGAGCUCUGGGGCUGAGUCCCAUUGUGUUGUCAUUAGCCUGAGUACGUGGGUCAUAUGGUGUUAUGAAUGUAAUGAACAAUUGUCAACGCAUUGUAACAAGAAGGUUUUGGCUCAGAUAGUUGACUCUCUCCAAAAACAUGUUCUUAAAACACAAACAGGUGCAUUUUCUAGAAUCAUAAAGCUUUGUGAAGAAAAACGUGAAACAGGUGAACUAAAGAAGGGAAGAAAAGGCAGCUGUGUGCCAUCUGUUAAAGGAAUUACAAACCUAGGAAAUACUUGCUUCUUUAAUGCAGUCAUUCAGAACUUGGCUCAGACAUACAUUCUGUUUGAACUUAUGAAUGAGAUAAAAGAAGAUGGCACCAAAUUCAAGAUUUCUCUUUCGUCAGCUCCACAGCUGGAUCCAUUAGUGGUGGAACUUUCAAGCCCUGGACCAUUGACUUCAGCCUUGUUCCUGUUUCUUCACAGCAUGAAGGAGGCUGAAAAAGGACCGCUUUCUCCUAAAGUUCUUUUCAAUCAGCUCUGUCAGAAGGCUCCACGAUUUAAAGGUUUCCAGCAACAAGACAGCCAAGAGCUUCUGCACCAUUUGUUGGAUGCUGUGAGGACAGAGGAGACAAAGAGGAUACAAGCUAGCAUUCUAAAAGCAUUUAACAACCCAACAACUAAGACUGCUGAUGAUGAAACUAGGAAAAAAGUCAAAGCCUAUGGAAAAGAAGGCGUGAAGAUGAACUUCAUAGAUCGGAUCUUUAUUGGUGAAUUAACUAGCACAGUCAUGUGUGAAGAAUGUGCAAAUAUCUCCACCAUGAAGGAUCCCUUCAUUGAUAUUUCACUUCCUAUUAUAGAAGAAAGGGUUUCAAAACCUGUACUUUUGGGGAAAAUGAGUAAAUGCAGAAGUUUACAGGAGACAGACCAAGACCAUAACAAGGGCACCGUUACCAUAGAAAAUACCCACCAACCCAGAGCUGCCAAGAAGCAUUCCUCACCUAAAGAUAAGAAUCAGCUAAGUCAUGACAGAAAACACUUAAGAAAAUUGCCGUCUGGAGAAGAGAAAACUGUUGUCACAUAUCAGAAGAGUGAGAACUCGGAAGCGGGUGGGUUUGCCAGCACCGGGAGCACUGGGUCGUCACGGAACGAAAGCCCCACUGACGGCAGCGAGAAGGAAGCCAGCCUGGCUGAGAGCAGUGCCGAUGCAGACAGCGAAGCUUCUGACUCAGAGAGCGCGCCCCAGCCUGUGCCGCCCCCGUCCAGUGGGGACUCCUGUGGGCACACAGAGCAGCACUUGCGUCCCCCAGUGGCAAGUGAAUUGCCACCCGCCAGGGAGACACACAGUGAAGAGGAAAUGGCUGAAGCGGUCGCUGAGCUUCAUUUGAGCGGCACUGUGAUUGGAAACAGGGAUUUUCACCGGGAAAAACAGCCACUAAAUGUCCCAAAUAAUUUGUGUUUUUCAGAGGGAAAGCAUAUGAGGUUUCACAGUGCUCAGCAUGCUUUCCAGACUCUUUCUCAGAGCUAUGUAACUACUUCUAAGGAGUGCUCAGUGCAGUCCUGUCUCUACCAGUUCACGUCCAUGGAGCUGCUAAUGGGCAACAACAAGCUUCUCUGUGAGGACUGCACUGAAAAGAGACAGAAGUGCCAAAAGGAAGCCAGUCCCGCAGAAAAGAAAGUAGGAGGAGUUUACACUAAUGCCAGGAAGCAACUUCUCAUAUCUGCUGUUCCAGCUAUCCUGAUUCUUCAUCUUAAAAGAUUCCACCAGGCUGGCUUGAGUCUUCGUAAAGUAAACAGACAUGUAGACUUUCCGCUUACCCUUGACUUAGCACCAUUCUGUGCUGCUACCUGUAAGAACAUAAGCGUGGGAGAGAAAGUUCUCUAUGGUCUCUACGGAAUAGUGGAACACAGCGGCUCAAUGAGAGGAGGCCAUUACACUGCUUACGUGAAAGUGAGGGUGCCCUCCAGGAAGUUAUCCGAGUACAUUACUGGAAGGAAGACUGGGCCAGGUUUAAAAGAAGCUGAGAGCGAGCGGGGCAGCCACUGGGUCCAUGUCAGUGACACGUGCGUGCAGGUGGUGCCCGAGUCAAGAGCGCUGAGUGCACAAGCGUAUCUUCUCUUUUAUGAGAGAGAGGUCUAACUCUCCGCUAGCUGGCCCUUAGCUCACCUUUAUUUUAGUGCUGCAGUUGUGACUAUAAUAUGUAAUACACCUUUGUAGUCUUUAGGAACAGUGCAUCCUUCCAGUGUUGUUUCACUUUUUCACCAUAUGGUUCAUUCUUUAAAAAGAAAUUAAUGGGGCAGUGGUGGCGCGUGCCUUUGAUCCCAGCAUUUGGGAGGCAGAGGCAAACAGAUCUCUGUGAGUUUGAGGCCAGCCUGGUCUACAGAGUCAGUUCCAGGAUAGCCAGGGCUACACAGUGAAACCCUGUCUCAAAAAACAAUUUAAAAAAUUAAUUAAUUAGUGCUUUUAAAUCUAUAUUCUUAAAUGUAAAAACAUGUUUUAUGUUAAUUUUCAUGUCCUUGGAGAUCCCCCUCUCAAAAAAAUUUGAUAGUAAUAAAUAGAGAAAUCUUCUUUGAUAUGACUAUCAUUACAGCAUUCAGAGGUGAUGCUACAUUGAAUCAUUCUUUAAUAUACCAUUUCCUAAAUGUCAUAUGAGCUGAGUAGAUGUAGUAUGUCUUAGGCUACAAUUUACAUCCUGUCCCGUUUAGCCUUUGAAGAUCUUGCCCCUGUUUUGAAUCAUAAUUCACAUUUUUAUGUGCUUGUUCUUUUUCUAGUGAACAUUGAAGUAAAUUUAUAACUAUGAAAGAAAGUUUGUUCAUUCUUGUCCCACUCCACUUAAAAUCAUCUCAGGGCUUUGCAGUGGGGUGUGUGUGUUACUGUAUGGGAAAUGUUACUAGAACAGUCUUAACUAGUGCCUAAUGUAACAUAAUUAUUUUUUCAUAUUUUAUGUGAUUUGGUCAUGUAAAAAGGAGCCACUGUAAUUUUGGUAAUGUAAGUUUACAAGUAAUGUAUUAAUUAUUUUGUUGCAUUGAAUAUUUGAAGGUAUUGAAACAUUUCAGAAAGUAAUCAUUUGCAGUUUAUUAAAGAUAAUUUGCAAGUGAUUGGUUAAAACCAAAAUAAAAAUAGAGAAUUGUAACAUGAAGAAUUGGCAAGUUAAAAGUUCAUAGUCUACAUAGGAACAUAGAAUAUUUUAAAGUUUAAGGAUGUCUUUGAAUUAUAAACUAUCAAAUUAUAUUUAUAAAUGGUAGGAAACCAUAUUCUUAUAAUUAACAAGGGAAUAUAAUACAUUUUUGACUUCUAUACUUCAGUAAAUGUUACACAUGGUUUUGUCUUCAUAAGCAUCAUUUAAACAUUCACGUGGGUCGCUGGGGAUGAAGCUCAGUGCAGAGACUCAUCUGGUCUGUGCAAGGGCCUGGUCUCAUCCCUAUCAACACAAAUAAAAAAUUCAGGUGGGCUUGCCUUUUACUUUAAUGGGGCACAGAGCUGCUACUUGUGUUCCCUUAAAGAAUUAUGUAGUAACGCAGGGUAGGUUUCCUUCUACAAUUCAAAUGACUGACCUGUGAAAACAGCCUGAGAAAUGUUACUACCCACUCAGUGAAGUGGUUCACUGACAAACAAGACUGAACCAGAAUGAAAGGGAAUGGUUCAGGACCUUACUCAUCAGUGCCAGUGCUUGAUUCUUUGGGCAGACUUGAAGGGAGAGAGGCUGGAAGCUGUGGACCUUCAGCCAGGAUUAAACCUUCUUGACAUGUGUACCAGCACAGAGUCUCCAGUAUUACCUCCUGAGAUGUGUAAUGCAGAAAAUUUAAAUACCAUUGCAUAACUUCUAUCUUUAAAUUGUGGAGGAACUUUCGAUGGUAAUUCUCUUGAUUUUUUUUUUUUUAUUGAAGAUGGAGAAAUGUAUUUUAUCCAUUGAGCCCAGUUAUGCCCUCUAAAGAGAACUUUCCAGUGUUUUCUGUUUCAUCAGACAUUCAGAAUUUACUAAGUAACCCACGGACAUGGAAGAUUCUAGCACCAGAACGAGUUAGAAAAAUAAUUGUUCAAUUUGGCACCUUGGUCAUAGCAGUGGUCCCCACCAAAGAAAUGUACAUAGUUAACCUUUUUUUUCUCCUAGCAAAGAUAUACCUGACAUAAAGUCUAAAGUUUGAGUGGGGUUUUUGGUUUUGUUUUUUUUUUUUUCCAUCUAAAAAAAGAGGAAAAUGGUUUGAUUUUGAUACCUAGGAAUUUCUUAUCAAACUUAAGAGAGGAAACUCACUUAAGCCCACACUUAAACUUUUGUUUUUAUAUUGAAGUUUUCCAAAGCACGUUUGCAGGAAUUUUAAAUUGUGAAGCUACUGUAAUAACAACAGUUUUCAGAUUACCUCAGGAAACAGUGCAAAUAAACAAGAAUGUUUACAGAUCAACUCAACUACUUAAUGUUUUGGCACAGUGAAUUCGAAAGUUAAGAGAAAAUUUUUACCUAGAUAUUGGUUUACAGGGUACCUCUAGCACCAAUAUUCCCCUGGAUUUUCCAUAUUUAAAAUCAUAAAAUUUUGAUGAUGUGCCAAUUAUGUGAAUGUUUGUGACAUAAACAAAUAUACAUCAAUAUUUAAGAUUGUUGUUUAAUGUUUUUGUUUUAAAAAAUUAUAUGAUGACUACCCAAUUAGAUGGUAAAGGAAAUGAUCACUGUCAUCAGCUCAGAGUAAUAUAUCAAUAGAAUUAUAUCUAAUAGGUGUUAGCUUGCAUGUGUGAGGAAUUAGUGAUUUUAUGCUAUAGUUGAGUAAAAUGUCCUGAAAAUUACCUGUGAGAUGUCACCGUAUAUCAGAUUUUUGUAGUACAAAACAAUACCCUGCCUUCUUUCCAUGAACUUUAUACUCAGCUUAUUUUUUGCAUGACAUCUGAUCAAAUAAACCUAAACCAAAUAUGUUCAUUAAAAUCAAGCUUUUAGAUAGCAUCCAUUGCAUUACUGGGAAAAUUAUUUCUGUGUUAAAAUUGUUUAGUUUAUGUAGAAAUCAUCAAUUCAAAUGUAUUUAAUAGAUGACUAUAUUCAAGUAUCGGUAAUAAAUUCAUGCUAUCAUUCCUUGUCCUUUAUCCAUUUUACAAUAUUUUAAAAAUAUCUAUGUAACUUGUUGAGCAUUAUUUUGUCAUUGCUGUAUGUAAGCACAUCAUAAUAAAGAUUAAAUUCUCAUGUUAA
This is a messenger RNA of Meriones unguiculatus (Mongolian gerbil), 5543 nucleotides long. It is a transcript of the gene Usp45, whose product is annotated as ubiquitin specific peptidase 45. Gene Ontology annotation, molecular function: zinc ion binding; cysteine-type deubiquitinase activity. The transcript is spliced from 18 exons. The record is from RefSeq and is a predicted model, not a curated record. NCBI's taxonomy places the organism in Eukaryota, Metazoa, Chordata, Mammalia, Rodentia, Muridae. Gene Ontology annotation, biological process: protein deubiquitination. Bases 74 to 2512 code for a protein of 812 amino acids.